UUAACUAUCUGCUGAGAUAAUACUACGCAAGCUUAUCGGAUAACGCGAGUUCCAAAUUUGUACUUUGCUGGGGUAAUAAGUUCAGUGGACAUUCGCCCAAUUUUUUCAGUCUUGAUUCAAUCGCGUUAGCUCGCGCAUAAACCCGGUCUUGGGGGCGAAUUUCUUUCAGAUCCCAUCAUGUGUGGCAUUUUGGCAGUGUUCUCGAAUUCUCGCCAGGCAGUGAAGCCGAGAAAAUACAAAAGUUGCAGGCUGCAGUCUUUGCGGGAGAUAUCGUUCCAGCAAAGCAGAAACCAGCGUCAUCGUGGUCCUGAUGAUACCGGCGUCGUGAAUGUCGAGCAAGACGGAGUGGUCCUCGUGCAUGAGCGGUUGUCCAUUAUAGGUGUUCAUACUGGGCAUCAGCCCCUCAAAUCAAGCGAUGGGAGUGUGAUGUUAAUCGUCAAUGGAGAAAUCUACAACUAUUUGGAACUUGCGGCAGAAAUAGCUAACAAACGGAGUGAUUACACCCCGAAAAGUGACUCAAACGUUAUUGUGGAAAUGUACGAAGAGCAUGGCAUCGGCCUCCUCAAGCAUAUCACGGGAAUGUUCGCCUUCGUCCUAUACGAUACUAAAAAGCAGUUCAUUCUUAUGGCUCGUGACCCGUUUGGAAUCAUUCCUAUGUACCGCGGGCAGGAUCAGGAGGGAAAUACGUGGGUGGCCAGCGAGUUGAAAUGUUUGGUCGAUGUGUGCUCUAAGGUGGAGUCAGUGGAGCCAGGAACUAUGAUCUACGGGCAAGCAAACAAUCUUAAAUCAGAAGUUUACUAUCAACCGGCUUGGCUGCGUAAGCCCCUUUCUCAGCCGACUGACUUGAGAAUGCUUUGCCAAAAGUUGGAGGAAGCAGUACGGUCUCAUCUUCAAGCAGACGUGGAAGUUGGAGCGCUCCUUUCCGGGGGAAUAGAUUCGAGCCUAAUAGCAGCGAUCGCAACCAAGAUAAUUCGCGAAAGGAAACCGAAUUACCGCUUAAAAACCUACAGUAUUGGCCUUAAAGGUGCACCUGAUUUUAAGUACAGCAGAAUGGUUGCAGAUUUCAUUGGGAGUGAUCAUUCGGAAGUAAUUUUCACAGUCGAGGAAGGACUCGAUUAUAUCCGAGAUGUCAUUUACAGUUUAGAAACUUACGAUACGACGACUGUGCGUUGUAGCAUUCCAAUGUAUCUAUUGGCACGUUAUAUUAAGGGUGAAGGGAUAAAAGUUAUCCUUUCUGGCGAGGGAUCUGAUGAGAUUUUCGGGGGUUACUUGUACUUCUUCAAAGCACCAAAUCCUAAGGAAUUCCACCAUGAACUCGUGAGCCGCAUCCAAAAACUUCAUCUUACCGAUUGUCUUCGAGCUAAUAAGGCUUCAAUGUCAUGGGGCUUGGAAUUACGUGUUCCAUUCUUAGACACUGCAUUUGUAAAUCAUGUCAUGUCCAUAAAACCAGAAGAGAAAAUCCCCGGCAUCCACAACACUUUCCAAGGUGAAGUUGAGAAACAGGCGACGAACUCAUCGUCUACGUCGAAAAUGGAGAAGUACAUUCUGCGCUGUGCUUUCGCUAAUAACUACAUUCCGGACGAAGUAAUCUGGCGGCAAAAGGAGCAAUUUUCCGACGGUGUAGGAUAUUCGUGGAAUGAUUCUAUCAGACGUUAUGCAACUGCUCAGGUGACGGAUGAGGAAUUUGCCAAAGCUGCCGAAACUUUUCCUAUCAAUACGCCCAAGACGAAGGAAGCAUUUUACUACAGAGCGAUAUUCGAGGAAAUGUUUCCCGGGGAGCAUUGCGCUCGUACAGUUAAGUAUUGGACACCGCGCACCGAUUGGGGAUGCCCCGAGGAACCUUCAGGACGCGCCCAGUCAGUCCACCAAGAGCACCAGUAAAAAGCGGCUUCUUAAAUCUAAUUUGAUUCUCUGCCUGUCAUAAAAUUUCCAUUACUGUAAUUAAUCACUAGAAAUCAUGAAAUUCGUAAUCUAAUCUUUGGAAAGU
Messenger RNA from Hermetia illucens (black soldier fly), 1987 nucleotides. RefSeq names its product asparagine synthetase [glutamine-hydrolyzing] 1-like. Gene Ontology annotation, cellular component: cytosol. The transcript is spliced from 2 exons. The record is from RefSeq and is a predicted model, not a curated record. Lineage: Eukaryota; Metazoa; Arthropoda; Insecta; Diptera; Stratiomyidae. Gene Ontology annotation, molecular function: asparagine synthase (glutamine-hydrolyzing) activity. The coding region runs from base 178 to 1881 and encodes 567 amino acids.